GAUACCACCCCUCUCGCCUCUUUUACAGUAAAAAUCCAACAUGGCGAACAUAGCAGGGCCUACGCGGCGAUGGCGGCGACAUUAUCUCACUUGAAGACGAGCGUUGCACAACAACAACAACGACGACGACGAGGGCGACGAUGAGGGAGCGACAGAAAAAGAAGAAAGGAAGGACGUGGGCGGAAGCCGCGAAGACGGUGCUGGAGAAAUACCCCAACACCCCCAUGAGCCAUAAAGAAAUCUUGCAGGUGAUCCAAAGAGAACAACUCAAAGAGAUAAGCGGGACGUCGCCGUUAGCAUGUCUGAAUGCCAUGUUGCACACAAACUCCCGCGGCGAGGAGGGCAUCUUCUAUAAAGUUCCGGGCAGGAUGGGCGUCUACACCUUGAAGAAGGACAUCUCCGAGGCGGCCACCGAGUUAUCGGAGGAAGAAUCCGAAGAGAGCGGCGACAAUCUGUCCGACUCGCGAAGCUCGGAAAACAACAGCGGCCCUCGGGAAGGCAGGAGGAGACGCUGGAUGCGACCAGUUCCCUCCAAGCCGACGUCGCCGCAGCCCCGCUGCUCGUCCCCGUCCGUCGCCGCCGCCAAGCUCAUCUCGCCCUCGCAAAAGCACAGCAAGAAAGCCCUCAAACAGGCCUUGAAGCAGCAGCAACAGCGGAACCAACGCAGGCAGGCGGCGAUGCCGACCGCUUCCAGUUCCAGGCUGCUGCUGAAGACCAUCAAAGACAUGGCCGACAACAUCGGCGCCAAGACCGAUCUUUGCCUCCCCGUUGGACCCCGGAAGGUUUCUCGGCGCUCAGGUCGUCUCGGUGCAGGGCACCUAAAACGUAACAGAUGCAAAAUCGAUGUCGAGACUCCCGACUCCAUUUUGGUCAACACCAACCUACGGGCCAUCAUCAACAAGCACACCUUCUCGGUCCUGCCGCCGGCCUGCCAGCAGAGGCUGCUGCGACAUCUUCCCCAAGUGGACCAGCAGGCCUGCACGGAUGGUCUCCUCAAGGUGACGAGUUCGGCUUUGAACAAUGAAUUCUUCACGUCGGCGGCGCAGUCGUGGAAGGAACGGCUGGCUGAGGGUGAAUUCACUCCAGAGUUGCAGCUGCGAAUGCGGCAGGAAAUCGAGAAGGAGAAGAAAGUUGAGCACUGGAAAGAGGUCUUCUUUGAGAGCUAUUAUGGUGAAAAUUCUGGGCUGAGUCUUGAGGAAUCCAAAGAGCUGACUAAAGCCGAUCUAAAAUGGGAACCGAAGCCUCGUCAGCCAAGAGCGUUGGAGGAAGCGAAGGGCACCAAGGACCGCAGUCGGACCGACAAAGACUUCAAGUCCACACCGUCGCAGGAGAAGGCACCACCUCCUCCGAAAGAAUCUCUCUCCGUCCCAGAGCUGAUGAAGACCAGGCGCUCUCAGCAAGCCGAGGAUUGUCAGAUGCCCGUUCCGACCUUGAGACCGGAACCCAGGGAGCGCGUCACCGCAGAGACGCGGACUGAGCCGAGUGUCAAAGAGGAUAAAACGCAACUCGCCCGGUCUCCCGUCAAGACGAGCCCGCUUCCAGAAUCCCGUACGGAGGUAAAAGAGGGUCCACCGACGUCUGGGGUGAAGCCUUCUGGAGAGACGAAGGCCAUGCCGGAAGGCGCUUCAGAACAGCAGAAAAGAAAGCCUACCGGCGAGACGGAGGAUGAGGCCACGCCGGACAAAAGACAGCGGGUAUCCUCGCUUUCCUCAGUGUCCUCCAUCUCCUCCGUGUCUCCUCCGGCUUCAACCAUACCCAGCCCGGCCACGCCCACUUCGGCUGCCAACCAGAGAGUCCCGCCAGGCAAGAUUCCAGGAUCACGCAUUUUCCCCAUCCCCGUGUCCCCAAGCCACGGGUCGCCAAGGAUGCCUCUCCCCGCCCCCACGAGCAGCCCGGCUCGUACCGGCGCUCGCACUUUAGCGGACAUCAAAGCCAAAGCUCAGCUUGCGCGAGCGCAACGAGUAGCAGCGGCGGCGGCGGCCGCAGCCUCCGGUGGUGCUCCGGCCGGGUCCGGGCAAGGCGCGGGUAGAGCCGAGUCGACAAAACCCUCUCCAAGUCCGAGUCCGACAUCCCCACACGCCAGGUUACCGCUCAAUGCCACCGGCACACCUCCAUCUCGGCCACAGGACUUCCUCGGUCCACUCGGUCCGAGGCACUUCAACAUUCAGGAUCCGAGAACAGCAAACGUGCGACCUUCUAGCACUUGUUCAGACUCUGUACUUGAGUGUCAGGAAAGUCCAUCUGGAUCAACCUGGACCAGCUCCUGUAUCCCUGCAAACAACCCGUUGGUCACCAGGCUCCUGCAGGGAAAAGAAGUCCCCUUGGAGCAGAUCCUCCAGAAACCGCUCACCAAGGUGGAGGUCAAGAUGUCAAAUGUACACUCCAGCGAGGGGAAGCCAGCUCCUUCAGUCUACGGCGGCGUUCCGGAGCACCACCGGUCCAAUACCCCUGGCCGGGGCUUCUCCGACGACGGCAGGCACCACAAGGAACCUCUUGACAAAGACACUCAGGAGCAGAUCCUGCAGACUCUGAUGGAGAAGAAAAUACCGCAGCGACCAUGGAUAUCCGCCGGUUUCUUGGGCCGCAAGAGGACGCAGAGGCCAGCCAUGUCGGGACACUACCUCCUCAACGUGUCCACGUACGGCCGAGGGUCGGAGAGCAAGCGCUCUCAGCAGGCCGCCAUCCCGAAUGUGACCGCUGCGGCACGAGAGGGAACGUUUGAGUUCAAAAUGGAGCUGCAAGGAUCAUCCGUAAUCAAGUGUGAGCAAGCGGAGAGCCUUCUACUUGGUCCCGGCGUUAAAACCGACCCGGGAUUUGAGAAAACUGCGACGGAUGAGAAAACCCCAGGGCCUAAGCAACUCUGCAAUCAAGGAAAACCCGAGCCAUAUCUUCCGCCCAAGGACUCCAGUCACCAGCGGCCGUCUGCCUUCCCAACCCCAAGGAUGUCCAUCCAUCAGGAAUCGGUUUCGCCCCGUUACGGCGGAACCAUCAGCGUGUCCGUACCGCACACUUUGAACCGCAACGCCGCCGCCGGCAGCGCCACCGCGCCGGACUCCGGGAGCGUCAUGUCUUUCUCGGUGACGGUCACCACCAUUCCUGCCGCCGCCGGCCCCCUGGACUCCGGCGACCGGAGCGCGCCACCGGCGGAACCGUCCUUCAUGGAGGCCGCUGGCAUGGAAGACGCGCAGUCCAAGUGCUACUGUCGGCUGAAAGCCAUGAUCAUGUGCAAAGGGUGCGGGGCCUUCUGUCACGACGACUGCAUCGGACCUUCGGAGCUGUGCGUCUCCUGUCUGGUCGUACGAUGACACCCGGAUCGAUCGCGGCCCUGUCUCUUUCCUACAUGGAGUUUGCUCAUUGCCCCUGUGGUUGAGUGGUUUUAUUGCCGGUUCCUAUGACUCGCAGGUCUCAAACACGGUUCCUGAAAGUUUUUGGAUAUUUGCCUCUCCCCACACGUCUGAUUCAAAAGAUCAGUCCAUCAGCAAGCUCUGUCGGAGCCUGAGAACAAUCCAGAUCGUUUGAAUCGGGCGUGUUGGAGGAGUCGGAAAAUCAAACGUGCGGCAUCAAGGCCUUCCAGGACCAGAGUUUAACGCCCGUUUCGAGCUGUGAACGGGGGUUUGAAUGUCUUGUCUGUCUACUGAAUACAGUACUCACAAAAAAAAUCUGGGAUACAGGGUCUGAGCUCUCCGGCAAAAACUUUUUAAAAUAGUUUGUGUCGGGUUGGGGGUUCUGAAAGUAAUUUCCGAACGGGAUCGUAUGUCAGCAACCCUUCACCAUCAACAUGGUCCCCGGUGGAAAUGGUUGAGGACCUCAAGCCGCUCAGCUUCUGCGCACCCCUGCUUACAGAUGCCAUGGGAUGGCGCUGAAGCCCUACAUUUCAAUUUAACUGAGCUUUGGAUUGUAAUCAAAGCUCCUCUUCGCACCUCAACCUAGUUCCUUGCCACCGGCGUACCGCAAGGUUGGUUCCAGGGCACUAUUUUUCUAUUAGGCAGGGCUAUGCAAGGAGAGUUUUUCAGCGGGUAGCAGAGGAUCCGUUCCCCUCAAAAAUAGACGAAUUAGCAAAUUUGGCAGUGGUUGAUUGCAAAUUGGCGAGGGAACUUUGGGGUGAAAUUUCAGUAUGAAGCUAAAAUGCAGUACAACUUUAACAGGGUCACUUGAUUUGCUCUUCCCUCAAGUUUCGAAUGCUCAGCUGUGACAUUUGGGGUUCAUCCUGAACUUUGACCCAAAGCCAAAAUAUCCCCAACUUUUUGUGAGUACUCGCUGCGUUCUCCCAUUGGCUGGCGACCAGUCAAUGGUACCCUGGACCCCGCCUCUCGCCAGAGUCAGCUGGGGUAGGCUCGAGCUCGCACGCAACCCUGUUGACAGUAAGCGCUUUAUAAAACGGAUUUACUGAAAUGUCCAAAGGCGUUUCGAAACAUCCGUUCUUAAAACAAUCGGUAGUCUCAUCGGAUCUAAUCGGACAAUUUGCACUUAGCAUUAGCAUGCUAUAUAUUUUUAAACUGUAGAUUUAUGAAAAGUAGUUUUUAAAUGGGAAAACAGAGGGAAAAAAACUAUUAUUUUUGUUGAAACAAAAGACUGUUUUAGACUUUUUAUUUUUUACUAUCGGGCCUGUGUCAUUUUAAAGGCAAAAAAGGGGGCGUUGACGAUAAUCACAGUGUGUAAGAUACCUCCUGUUUGGUGUUUGUCAUGCACACACACACACACACCAGGGAAAGUGCAACUAUUUUAUAAUAUUAACACCAGAGACUCGCCAAGAUUCGUGUCUAGUUUUGAAGAGAGCUUUUAAAAGGAUUUUUUUUCUCCUACAUUACACCUUAUGCAAAUUAAUUAUGAUCAUAUAUUCAGGAGAAAAAUGCCCAAUUGAAACGGUAGCGGAUGCUUGAAUUUACUGAAAUUUAAACAAAGACCUUCCUACUGCUUUUUCUUACCUGUGUUGUAGAUAUAUCAACAUCCGGGUCUCCAUUUUUUUGUCCUCUGUAAAUAUUUGAGGCCAAUGCCUGUAUGUACAUGUUUGAUUUGAAACCAGACAAAAUUAAGACACGGUUAAUCGGAAAUCCACCGUGGAGAGUCAAAACGCCAACGCUCGAAGCAGCCGUCGCGGUUUGACACGGCACAAUUUAUUUCAUAUACACACACACACACACACAUAUCUAUAUAUAUCUAUAUCUAUGUAGAUAUAUAUAUCUAUAUAUAUACACACACACAGUACACAUAAAACAUUUCCUGGAGGUGCAAUAGCAAAAACGCCAAAGUCACCUUAAAAACUAAUUAGAUCUAAUUUUGAAAUAUCUUAAUAAUAAAGCAAAGUAAUAUAUUUUCAUUAAUAUAUUUUAAUAUAAAAGAGAUAUUUGCAUUUGAAAAUCAACAGGGUAUUUUUUUUUUCCUCUCCGGUUUUUCCUGUCAUUCUUUUGGUCUUUUUUGGAGGACCUGACAGGCCACUACACAGAUGUUUAUGCUUGUAAGCACCCACAUAUGUAUGUUACAUGACUUGUAAUCUGUGUUUGUUUUUUUUAGACGCGUCUACAUUUGUACGGAGAGGCGAGAAUUUUUCAUGUGUGACGUUAAAUUGGAAAAAUUGGGAGGUAUGACUUAUGAGUCGCGUUUAGUCGUUUUAUGUCAUUGGGUUCAUCUUAUGCCCUCCUGAAUUAUUGAAAAGCCAACAGAAAACUUAAAAAAAUAAUAACUUAAUUCCCACGUGGCAAAUAAUUUGCUGAUGUGAAAUUUGUUGGGGGGUUGGUGAUUCAGGGGUUUGAAGUUAAUCAGGUAGCUUGUGGGCGAUACACAGAAAACAAACUUUAACCCACAAAUGCCCGGAAGGCAAAAAUAAUCACAAAAAUAACAAACUGUCGAAGUAAAACGGUCAACAAUGUCCACCAAUGUAAGACCCAAAUGUCAUUUUGUCCUCCGUUUGAAACGGCUGAAUGUAAUGUAAACUAUUGUGUGUAAAAAGACAACCGCGUAUUUUAUCAAAAGCUCUGGACUCUUAUGAAUAAAAAUGAUGUAAAAAAAAGUUUUCUUGUGUUUUCCCCCUCCACCCUGCACAAUAAACUUGGGUCAAAUGAUUAUUAUUAAUGAUACAAUAAAUGAUUUGUGUUUGAAUGACUUUAUUUUCAAAAUUUUAAAUAUUACAUACUGUACAUACUCAUUUUUAAAAAGUGAAAUAAGUGAAUUAAUUAUCAUUCAAUGGUGAUGAAAGGAAGGUUAAUGAGUUAAUUUGAUUAAAAUAAUUUUACAU
Molecule: messenger RNA, 6232 nt
Organism: Hippocampus zosterae (dwarf seahorse)
Lineage: Eukaryota; Metazoa; Chordata; Actinopteri; Syngnathiformes; Syngnathidae
Gene: asxl2
Product: ASXL transcriptional regulator 2
Exons: 12
Coding region: 141-3305 (1054 amino acids)
Biological process (GO): positive regulation of transcription by RNA polymerase II; animal organ morphogenesis
Cellular component (GO): PR-DUB complex
Molecular function (GO): DNA binding; chromatin binding; peroxisome proliferator activated receptor binding
Source: RefSeq, a predicted model, not a curated record